This is a messenger RNA of Malania oleifera, 1248 nucleotides long. RefSeq lists its product as uncharacterized. The transcript has 5 exons. Lineage: Eukaryota; Viridiplantae; Streptophyta; Magnoliopsida; Santalales; Ximeniaceae. Bases 170 to 1069 code for a protein of 299 amino acids. The record is from RefSeq and is a predicted model, not a curated record.
AUAGAUAAAACGGGAAAAGCUCGAGCAAAAUAGAUAACCCGGUCCGCUGCCACACUUUUUAGAGUCUGGAUGAAACGAGUGGCUGUACUCGUCAGCUUCUUCCAAUAUUAGAACAGAGGACACUGCGUGCCCAUGGCCGCCACCGGAGCUUUCUUCUCCCACUACAUCCAUGGCGAACUCAAUCACAGCCAUAGUCUCUAGCUCUUCUCUCUUCUUCUGCAAUUUCACAAAACCCACUUCGAGAAUUAGGGUUAGGGCGUUCAGUGCAAUGGCCGUGAGCGCCAAUGUGGUUCCCGCCAUCAUCGUCGGAGGUGGGCGUGUGGGCAGAGCAUUGCAGGACUUGGGUGCCGGCAACGAUGUUUUGGUGAGGAGGGGUGAAUCCGUGCCGCUUGAUUUCCCCGGCCCUGUCUUGGUCUGCACGAGGAACGAUGAUCUCGAAGCCGUUCUUCAGUCCACUCCGCAGUCUCGCUGGGACGAUUUGGUUUUCUUCCAGAAUGGGAUGCUGGAGCCAUGGCUUCAAAGUAAAGGUCUGAAUGAUGCAGGCCAAGUGUUGGCAUAUUUUGCUGUAUCAAAGCUCGGUGAGCCUCCUGUUGAUGGGAAGACUGAUGCCAAUCCUGAAGGGUUGACCGCAGCAUAUGGGAAAUGGGCAUCAGCACUAGCUGCUAGGUUGCAUGCUGGAGGCCUUUCUUGCAAGGUUCUAGAGAAGGAAGCCUUUGAGAAACAAAUGUUGGAGAAGUUGAUAUGGAUUGCUGCGUUCAUGCUUGUUGGAGCUCGCCGUCCUGGAGCGACUGUAGGUGUUGUAGAGAAGGAAUACCGAUCUGAGGUGUCUAGGCUCAUAGCUGAACUUGCAGCUGCAGCUGCAGCAGAAAAAAGCAUAGUAUUUGAAGCUGCCAUGGAGGAUAGAUUAUGUGCUUACUCACGGGCAGUCUCCAACUUCCCAACGGCUGUUAAGGAGUUCAAGUGGAGAAAUGGCUGGUUUUAUUCGCUCUCUGAGAAGGCAAUUGCAGAAGGGAAACCUGAUCCAUGCCCCCUACAUACAGCAUGGCUUAAAGAAUUGAAAGUUGUCUGAAGUACGAACAUUUUGUGUAGAGAUGGACCAAAAGUGUUUGUUGCUUGGCAACCAAUGCCGUUCAAGUUGAAAUCCAUCAUGUUCCUUUACUUUCAUGUAUUUUCAGCACUUCUAUGACUCACAUUGACCCUCCGAUUGAGAGCACUUAAAAAAAAAGUGCUUAUAGCACUUGAGUUUUU